AUGAGUAUGUCUAGUAAACGAACCACCGAUAGUAAUCUGUCGUCUUCAUUUCAUGGUAAUACGAGACAAAUGACGCAAAAUUUUCAACAUUCAGGAUCAUGCAUUCGGAGACUCGCUCGACGUUGGCCAAACAUUCUAACAGAUCUUCAGAUUACACGUCUAAAAGAACAUAAAUAUGCAUCGGAAGGUACAACACUACUUGAUCCAUACAUGCAAAUCUUUUGGAAGUGGCUAGUCGAAUACUGUCCAUUGUGGGUCGCGCCAAACCUGAUCACAAUCGUUGGCUUAGCAGUAAAUAUAGGCGCAAGCAUUUUUCUGAUGAUUCUAACAGACGGUGCCAAAGAACAGUGUACACGAUGGAUGUAUUUCCUGACAGGACUCGGCACCUUUAUUUAUCAAUCACUGGACGCAAUUGAUGGUAAACAAGCACGUCGAACAGAUUCGUCAACACCUUUGGGUGAACUGUUCGAUCAUGGGUGUGAUUCGGUUUCAACGGCCUUUGUUACGAUAGCAUUUUGCUGUACGAUUCAACUGGGUGUUUAUCCAUGGUUAAUGUUUUGGUGUUGCAUGUUUUCGUAUAUUAUUUUCUAUUGUGCGCAUUGGCAAACCUAUGUGACCGGAAAACUUCGGUUUGCUAGUUUUGACUGUACGGAAGCUCAGUUUUUCUUUCUGUUCAUUUGCAUGGUUACAGCCAUUUGGCCUCCGGUGUGGACGAAAUCGAUCCCAAUCAUACAUAUCGAACUACGUGUUUUGGCCGCAUUGGCCAUGAUUAUUUCUGGUUUGUGCAAUGCAAUGAAUAAUAUCCACACUAUCUCAAAAGGCGGUUGCGGCCGACAUUACUCCACUAUCGCUGUCGCGCACAUGUCAAAAAGUUCUCUGUACGCUUGGGAUUCAGCUUACUACGGUCCCAUAGCGUUCUGUGUGAAUCAAUAUUUUGGCUGUUAUAUUUCUGAGCAUAAAUUUCUUUGGUUUUUUCUUAUUUACAGUCUCGGUGAUUUACUUCGAUAUAAUAUCAAAGUAUGUCAAGAACUAUGUGACGCACUAGGCAUCCACUGUUUUCGAAUCAAACCACCAACAAUGGUCAAAUCUGACAUGUCCCAUUAG
This is a messenger RNA of Adineta ricciae, 1104 nucleotides long. Lineage: Eukaryota; Metazoa; Rotifera; Eurotatoria; Adinetida; Adinetidae. The record is from the annotation of a GenBank genome assembly.